AUCGUCUCUCUUUACAAACAUCUAAGUUUCUUACCCUCUUUGACCCUGGUGGUUAUCCUCUCUUUAAGUUCCUUACAUACUUAAAGUCACUUUCGACCUUUUACAAACAACCAACUCUUUCAAAAUGAAGUGCUCCAUCGUCCUCUCCAGCCUUUUCGCCUCAGCCGCCAUCGCCACUCCUCAGGGCAAUGUCACUCCCAACACCAUGGGUGCCCUCGAGAAGCGCGCUUCCUUCCCUAUCCCCGCCUCCAAGGGUUCCGUCACCUACAAGAAGGUCCAGGAGAUCUCCGGUGUUUUUGACGGAAAGAUGAAGACCUACGGCCGUGGCGUCAGGUGCACUGGCCAGAAGGAGGGUGGUGACUCUGAUGCCGUCUUCAUCCUUAAGAACGGUGCUACGCUCAAGAACGCAAUCAUCGGCGCUGACCAGAUCGAGGGUGUCCACUGUGAGGGUUCUUGCACCAUCGAAAACGUCUGGUGGUCCAAGGUCUGCGAGGAUGCCCUCUCCCUCAAGGGUGAUGGUAACGCUCUUGUCAAGGGUGGCGGUGCCACCGGCGCUGACGACAAGGUCAUCCAGCACAACGGUCUCGGCACGGUCACUAUCGAUGGCUUCACCGUUGUCGACUUCGGUAAGCUCUACCGAUCUUGCGGUAACUGCAAGAAGAUGGGCACCCGCAACGUUGUUGUCAAGAAUGUCAAGGCUUACAACGGUAAGCUCCUGACCGGCAUCAACUCCAACAAGGGUGACAAGGCCACCAUCUCCGGCACCUGCGCCACCUCGGUCAAGAAGGUCUGCACUGAGUUCGAGGGCACCGUCCCCGGCAAGGAGCCCAAGCAGCUCGGCUCCGGCCCCAGCAACGCCUGCAAGUACACCACCGUCAAGUCUUGCUAA
Messenger RNA from Fusarium redolens, 889 nucleotides. Its product is annotated as family 3 polysaccharide lyase. Bases 125 to 889 code for a protein of 254 amino acids. The transcript has a single exon. Gene Ontology annotation, biological process: pectin catabolic process. The record is from RefSeq and is a predicted model, not a curated record. Gene Ontology annotation, cellular component: extracellular region. Gene Ontology annotation, molecular function: pectate lyase activity. Lineage: Eukaryota; Fungi; Ascomycota; Sordariomycetes; Hypocreales; Nectriaceae.